GUGUCUGGAUGGCGAGGGUUCCGGAAGUGUGACUCUGAGAAAUGAGAUGGAGAAGUACGAGCGGAUCCGAGUGGUGGGCAGAGGUGCCUUCGGGAUUGUGCACCUGUGCCUGCGCAAGGCUGACCAGAAGCUGGUCAUCAUCAAGCAAAUCCCAGUGGAACAGAUGACCAAAGAAGAGCGACAGGCAGCCCAGAAUGAGUGCCAGGUCCUCAAGCUGCUCAAUCAUCCCAAUGUGAUCGAGUACUAUGAGAACUUCCUGGAGGACAAGGCCCUCAUGAUCGCCAUGGAAUAUGCACCAGGUGGCACCCUGGCUGAGUUCAUCCAAAAGCGCUGCAAUUCCCUGCUGGAGGAGGAGACCAUCCUGCACUUCUUCGUGCAGAUCCUGCUCGCACUGCAUCACGUACACACCCACCUCAUCCUGCACCGGGACCUCAAGACCCAGAACAUCCUUCUUGACAAACACCGCAUGGUCGUCAAGAUUGGAGACUUUGGCAUCUCGAAGAUCCUUAGCAGCAAAAGCAAGGCCUACACGGUGGUGGGAACUCCAUGUUACAUCUCCCCUGAACUGUGUGAGGGCAAACCCUACAACCAGAAAAGCGACAUCUGGGCCCUGGGCUGCGUCCUCUACGAGCUGGCCAGCCUCAAGAGGGCCUUCGAAGCUGCAAACCUUCCAGCGCUGGUACUGAAGAUCAUGAGUGGCACCUUUGCGCCCAUCUCUGACCGGUAUAGCCCUGAGCUGCGCCAGCUCGUCCUGAGUCUGCUCAGCCUGGAGCCCGCACAGCGGCCGCCGCUCAGCCACAUCAUGGCUCAGCCUCUGUGCAUCCGUGCCCUCCUCAACCUCCACACCGACGUGGGCAGCGUCCGCAUGCGGAGGGCGGAGAAGCCUCUGGCCACUGGGCCACCCCUGGCCCCCGGCAGCGUAAGGGGCAGGACCUCCAGCGCCCGCUGCAGGGGCGUCCCCAGGGCGCCCGGCCGGCCUGCCAUCCCGCCGCCACUGUCGUCGGUGUACGCGUGGGGCGGCGGCCUCAACACUCCCCUGCGGCUGCCGAUGCUCAACACCGAGGUGGUCCAGGUGGCAGCCGGGCGCACGCAGAAGGCAGGCGUCACGCGCUCGGGGCGCCUCAUCCUGUGGGAGGCCCCGCCCCUAGGCGCCGGCGCGGGCGCCCUCCUCCCAGGGGCGGUGGAGCAGCCGCAGCCUCAGUUCGUCUCGCGUUUCCUGGAGGGUCAGUCGGGCGUGACCAUCAAGCACGUGGCCUGCGGGGACCUCUUCACGGCCUGCCUGACCGACCGAGGCAUCAUCAUGACCUUUGGCAGCGGCAGCAACGGCUGCCUGGGACACGGCAGCCUAACUGACAUCAGCCAGCCCACCAUCGUGGAGGCCCUGCUGGGCUAUGAGAUGGUUCAAGUGGCCUGUGGGGCCUCUCAUGUGUUGGCCCUGUCCACUGAGCGAGAACUAUUUGCCUGGGGCCGGGGAGAUUGUGGCCGGCUGGGACUAGGCACCAGGGAGUCCCACAGCUGCCCCCAGCAGGUGCCCAUGCCCUCAGGACAGGAAGCCCAGCAGGUUGUAUGUGGCAUUGACUCUUCCAUGAUCCUCACUGUGACUGGCCAGGCUCUGGCCUGUGGAAGCAACAGGUUCAACAAACUGGGUCUGGAUCACUUUUCACUGAGGGAAGAGCCUGCCCCCCACCAGCAAGUAGAGGAGGCCCUGAGCUUCACAUUACUGGGCUCUGCACCUCUGGACCGGGAGCCCCUGCUGUGUGUGGACCUGGGCACAGCUCAUUCAGCUGCUGUGACUGCCUUGGGUGACUGCUACACUUUUGGCAGCAAUCAGCAUGGGCAGUUAGGCACAAAUGCCCGCCGGGGCAGCCGGGCACCCUGUCGGGUCCAAGGUCUCCAGGGCAUCAAAGUAGCGAUGGUGGCCUGUGGGGAUGCCUUCACUGUAGCCAUUGGGGCAGAUGGUGAGGUGUACUCUUGGGGCAAAGGGGCCCGGGGUCGACUGGGAAGGAGGGAUGAGGAUGCUGGGCUUCCUCGGCCAGUGCAGCUGGAUGAAACACACCCCUACACGGUGACUUCUGUGUCCUGUUGCCAUGGAAACACUCUCCUGGCUGUUCGCUCAGUCACAGAUGAGCCAGCCCCUCCUUGAGCUUCUGGAGAGCCCUUUCAACCACCUUGGCAUUGCUUCUCCUCUGAAUGUUCCUGAAGGGCACAGAUGCCUGAAGAGUGACUAUCCCCACCAGCCCCCUGGAUUGUGUCUUCAGAGGGUUUAAGGGUCAGUGGAGCCCCUGCUUUUGGAUCUGGAUGUGUACUUCAAUCCACUCUAUUUCUCCAAUACCUCUCUUUUCCCUCCCCUUUCCCUCAAUUCAGUGUUCCCAGGGUCCAGUGGCUGGAGUUGGAAGCCAGACCUAGCCUUUGGAAGCAGGGUGGUCUCCAGAGUUUUGGCAAAAAGUGCUGGAAGUGGCUGUGGCCCCACGCAGGCCCCGCCCCUCCCCAGACCAGUUAGAAUAUUCACCCGACCCUCCUGCCCACUGGGAGAGCUGCUCUGUGCGGCAGAGCCGGGCAAGCCAGGGCCUGCCUGGAAUAGCCGUCCCGCCUGCCGGGCCUCUGCAUUGCCCCGGGCACUGAGGUCGAGAAAGGGCAGCGGCCCACCCCCACCACUAUCCUAAGGAGGGAAUUUGGCAGCCUCCACGCGCCUGCUUUCCUCUGGGGUAGUACUGGAAUGGCGAUGUGUCUACCGCAGUGGGGAACACGGCUAAAGGAAGCCCCGCACCCACGCUACUCCCCCGAACUAGGUUCAGGGAAAGGGUAGCUGGCCGGACCAGUUCCCCAAAGGUCUGGGAAAUCGCACCAAUAAAAACAUCA
Molecule: messenger RNA, 2859 nt
Organism: Choloepus didactylus (southern two-toed sloth)
Lineage: Eukaryota; Metazoa; Chordata; Mammalia; Pilosa; Megalonychidae
Gene: NEK8
Product: NIMA related kinase 8
Exons: 15
Coding region: 47-2143 (698 amino acids)
Biological process (GO): protein phosphorylation
Molecular function (GO): protein kinase activity; ATP binding
Source: RefSeq, a predicted model, not a curated record